Messenger RNA from Clonostachys byssicola, 2583 nucleotides. The record is from the annotation of a GenBank genome assembly. Lineage: Eukaryota; Fungi; Ascomycota; Sordariomycetes; Hypocreales; Bionectriaceae.
AUGUUUCCCCCAGAAAAUUCCCCAGAGUACCAUUUUCCUUACAUCGAACCCCUCGAGUUCGAUUUCCCAUGCGAAGAAAAUGCCGAAGCUGCAUAUUGCUCGACCCUGCUAUGGACCGGGAGAACUGAGCAACAGCCCCAACCCCAACACAUUGGAAAAACAAUCCACGAUCAAACCAUCCCAUGGGAGAACUUGAGCACAGGAGCUCAAUGGAUUGUACUCGAGAUUCUUUGUCAAGAUGGCCUGUCCGAGGGUGGGAGUCCAAGAGGCUUUGCAUCGAUCAUCAGCACCGUCCUACGGCUCUCACGCGCCCAGAUACAGACGUUCCUAACCACAUACAUAACCCAAUAUGAAGCGUACAAAGAAUGGAAGAAGUCGUUAGGCAACAUCGACUGGGACAAACUCAAACAACUUGCCUCCAAUGCGAACAGGUCUAUCCUCGAUCUACUUCCCUCGGGCAGACCAGACUUGAGCUUUGACCGCAUCUCCAACGAUGAGAUGGAAACGGCCGACAUCUUCCUCCGCUCGCACCGUUUGGACCGUUUCUCAGACAUGCUCUAUAACUGGGUUGGGCUGAACAUCCGCCAGGACUUUUUAGAGCUGCCCAUCGAGAUCGAGAUUUUGCAAGAUUGCCUUGAUGCUCAACUCCUUCGAAGGGCACACGCAAGGGGCCUGAUCGAUCUAGAUGCCGUGGAACGCCGGUAUCGUGACGUUUGCGACAAUGGAAAUCUCCAAAGCCGAGUGCCCUCCGACGUCUUCGCGUCCAUCAGAGGCCACGAUGCACACGCCAGCCAAGGGGCUGUUCCCGCUUCCCAGACCAAAAAAGGGCGUCGACAGACUGCCGCCGCCGACAAGAAGGCCGGUGGUCGUGGCCGGCAGCCAACCAAGAGCGGCAACGACAACAAGCGGAAGAAGAGAGCCGAUUCUGUUGUCCACGCGGAUGCUGGUCGUGCUUCCAGCCCAUCAUCCAACGCGGGGGCACAGCGGGCGAGGGCCCGGCCGCAGAGUUGCAAGGAGGCGACCGAGGUACGUGAAGCUCUUAGGAGACAGUUCUUUUGCCACGCUCAGCCAUUCUUGCCGGGCUCCUUUGUUUCCACCCUCAUUGAGCAGCAGCGGUCGCCAACUCGCACGUUCAAAAUGACUAAUUGUCAGUUUGAGUGCCAGCCCCCGAGCAAGGACGUCAUUACCGUCUCACGUCCUGCGUCUGCGAAUUAUCUGAACCGAGGUCCCGAAUCGCCUGAACAUGCCGUUGAACCUACGAAGGGUGAGGUGCUGGCUCCUUCUGUGCUCGAGAAGCAGCCUGAAGAUCCGGGUAAUGCAGAUGAAUUACUUCCCCCGCCGUUCCUCGUCGGCUACCAGUCUCUUAAACAGGGCGUUGUUCAGGACAACCCGCUACGACCUGGGUUGACUACAGAGAACUUGAGAGAACACCAAGGGGUUAAGCAUUCGCUACCAUCACGACCGAUUACAGAGAACAUGAAGUCACUUCGCGGUGGAGAGAGGCCGGAACGACCUUAUAUCCCACUAUCGAUGAAGGAAAAGGCAUCCAGCGACGAUGCAGCCCAGCAUGUUAAAGAGCCCUCGUUGCAGAAAAGUUUGGACAGAACUGCCGCGUUUAGAAAAGUUGCAGAACCCUGCUCCGGCGAACAGGACCAGUCCACGGCGGCGAGCCAACUGCGAGAGGCUCUCGACACACGGUACCAAAGUUACCUUGAAUCCCCAGAGGCCCCGAUCCCGCGUCGGAGAGAGCGCAAGCCCAGCCGCCGGGUGAGAGACAACUAUCUGGUCGAUGCUGCAGCUGCACCCGAUUCGGACGGCGAUGAUGACUAUAUCCCAGAGACCGAGAAGGCCCUGAAACAUCAGGAUAACCAAUCAGGAACAACCCGUCUCCGUUCAGAAGGAACUAAACGGAAGGUGAACCAAGCACUACUUUCUUUAGCUGAAGCUGCUAGGUCUGCCAGUUCAGCACCAUCGGAGGAUUCCCAGGCUGCCGAGAGCAGCAACCAGGCAAGUUCUUCGUCUUUUACAUCGGGCGUUGGCGUUAUCCCUCCUCCACCUUCUACUACGGCCUCGGGCAGCAUGCCACCGCAAGGGAGGUCCGGUAAUAGAGCUAGAUUCUCAUCAGCUCGGAAGGUCGAACCAAUCUUCGGCCAGUACAGGAACAGGGUUCUGACCACGCAGCGAGGCAGGCUGGGGACGACGUGGUACGCCUGGUCGGCCUGUCAUGCUGAGUUCGCCGCCACCGCGGUCAAGGCCCGGUUCGCUCUGCGGGCGGACAGAGCCUCUGGUGGUGGCGUUAGUGGAGCUUUGAGCCAGGAGGAUUUGAAGAUGAUAGUCAAGGAGCAGCAGCAGUUUGCGGCGGCCGAGCGUGCCGUGCAGGGCGACGUUGGACAGGACGCUGAGCGGGCCCGGUAUGCUGGGUGUGCUGAUUUUGCGGUUUAUGCUCUGGAUGCUGAAGAAGCGGAGUUUGCGCGGGAGUUUCUUUCGUCUGAUCAUGGAGAGGGAGGGGAUGAAGGCGAGGGCGGAGUGACGGAGAUGGAAGGGGUCGAUGAGCAGAAUGAGGAUGUUGUUAUGGAAGGAUGA